AUGGUAAGACCUGGUUCUGGGGAGCCCCAGGGGCUUGUCGGCUGGCAGGGCCUGGGCCUGGGCUCCCCGACUUGGAGAGAUGUCCCGCACCAGUUUCCGAGGCAGGCCCGGAGCUCCUGGAGGUACAGGGUUUCUGAGGAGGACUCCGUGUACUUGGACUACGAGGGGCAGGCGGCAGAGAGCCUGCAGGAGGGCAUGAAGCAGGGGCCGCCCUCCGAGAGACAAGGCAUCUCCUUUUCCUUCCAGGGCCGGAGCCAGCACCCAGAGCAGAGCCGGAACCUCCGCAAAGCCCCGAAGAAGAGGAUAACAUCUACCUGGAGUGCUCGGCCAGCCCAGGACUGCGGUCUGCUGGGCCAGCCGUGGUUCUCAGGGAACCUGGACCGCCAAGCUGUGGAGACAGCCCUGCUCCAGUUUGGAAAGGGCGGUGCCUACACAGUGCGCCCCAGCUCAGACCCCGGGAGCUCGCAGCCCUUCACCCUGGCUGUCCUGCUCCACGGCCACGUCUUCAACAUCCCCAUCAGGCAGCUGGACGGGGGCCGCCACUAUGUCCUGGGCCGCAAAAACCACAAGGAGCUCUUCCCCUCCGUGAGCGCCAUGGUCCAGCACUACACGCAGCACCCGCUGCCCCUGGUGGAUAGGAACAGCGGCUGCUGCCAGCUCACCCGCCUGCGCUUCCCCAUCGGGUCCUGAGCCCCCGCGAUGCUUCUGGCCCCGCUCCUGGCUCUGGCUCUGCAAGUCCAGCCCCGCACCCGGCCCCAGCCCUCCGCGCAGGGCUGCAGACCCGCACGAGCGCCGCCGAGGAGGAGGCCAGGAGGCCACCCCGGCCGCGCUCCCGAGGCCGGACGGCAGGGGGCGCGCCUCCCGCCCCGCCUGCAGCCCGGGCAGAGGCGGGUCGCCCUGCCGCUGGGUCCCUUUCAAUAAAUACUUGCUCAGUGGCUUCUCGACCCUGCCGAGCCCACGGGGGACGCGGGCGCCGGGCGGGUCCGCCGGUGUGAUGGGCACGGGGACCCCACCCCAGCCUGCAGCGGGCCCUGGGGGCUUCACCCUUCCAGGGCGGGGGUGGCCGGUUCCGGUCCCCAGCUGCGGCCCCCAUGCCCAGCCGUGCAAGGGGGUCGCCUGCUGGUGCAGGGGGCCUAUGUGAGGGUCCAACCGGGCCAGCAGCCUGCCAGGAGGCCUUAAGCCCCCCCUCUCUGGCCCUGGUUCUCUUCUUUCCGGGGCGGGGGGCGGUCAAGCGGACGCCCCUGUAGGGGUGAGAUGAAGCGGGUGAAGCCCUGGGCCUCCACUCACUCCGUUUGCUCCACCGCGGGCCACGAGGGCCGCCCGGCCCCGCGGCGCCCAGGGGCCCCCACGGUGCUGUCGCUCCUGCAGCUCGGGGUGGUCUCCCCCGGAAACUGGGGGCGCCACGCGGAGGAGGGGGCGCUCUGGGAGGCUCGUGGGGGUCCAGAGAGGACUAGCGGCGGCGGGGUCGGCGCGGCCCGGCAGGCCCGGCAGAGGCUCCCGAGCAGGGGCUGCGGCGGGCGGGAGGCGGCGCGCCCGGCGGGCGGGAGCCGCCGGCCUGGCCGGGCGCCCGGAACACCCCGUGCCUGAAAGCCAUGUGACCGUGACUCCGC
Messenger RNA from Sorex araneus (European shrew), 1610 nucleotides. It is a transcript of the gene SH2D6, whose product is annotated as SH2 domain containing 6. NCBI's taxonomy places the organism in Eukaryota, Metazoa, Chordata, Mammalia, Eulipotyphla, Soricidae. Gene Ontology annotation, biological process: cell surface receptor protein tyrosine kinase signaling pathway; intracellular signal transduction. The record is from RefSeq and is a predicted model, not a curated record. Gene Ontology annotation, cellular component: cytoplasm. The transcript has 10 exons. The coding region runs from base 1 to 690 and encodes 229 amino acids.